Sorghum bicolor (sorghum) is the source of this 1909-nucleotide messenger RNA. RefSeq names its product dof zinc finger protein DOF2.4. Gene Ontology annotation, biological process: regulation of DNA-templated transcription. Bases 419 to 1087 code for a protein of 222 amino acids. The record is from RefSeq and is a predicted model, not a curated record. Gene Ontology annotation, molecular function: DNA binding; DNA-binding transcription factor activity. NCBI's taxonomy places the organism in Eukaryota, Viridiplantae, Streptophyta, Magnoliopsida, Poales, Poaceae. The transcript has a single exon.
CGUCGGAAAAUUUUAUCUGCUCAUGUAAACAAACCUUUGCUCAGUCAGUUCUUACAUUUCUUUGGAAAGUUUUUCCGUAAAACCUGCACGAUUCUACAACGGAUCGUAUAGCUAGCUAGAGGGCAGCUCAUUAUGCGAUGCAGUUCUUAAACAUGGCUUUGCAGACAACCAACAAAGACACGGCAUAUGUGUUGUGAGUACGUACGUACUGAAACGUCGACCGGUACCGCAGCCAAAAGCCCAAAAGGCACCACAAAUCAUGGUGUCCACCGCGCACGCACCCAAGCACUGAGCCACUGGCUCUCACGUAUAUAUUUGCUAUAUAUAUACAAGAGCCAGGUCUACUGGAUGCCUGAUAGUACGAGAUAUAGCUUCUUCAGAAACCAUCGAAAACCAGCCACCACACGCCUCGCGCAACAUGCUGCCUCACGUCGAGAUGCCGGCCAGGGCGGCGGCCGCGUGCACCGGCGCGGCGGGCAUCAAGCUGUUCGGCAAGGUCAUCACCACGCAGCCGCCGCAGCAGCCCAUGCAGCACGCGCCGCCGAGGCUGCAGCAGCAGCAGGCGUCGUCGGGGCGCGGGAACAACGCCGACCUGCUGGAGGAGGUGGCGCGGGCGCGCGCGGCGGCGGCCGAGGUGCGGCUGCCGUGCCCACGCUGCUUGAGCCGGGACACCAAGUUCUGCUACUUCAACAACUACAACGUCAACCAGCCGCGCCACUUCUGCCGGGCCUGCCACCGCUACUGGACGGCCGGCGGCGCGAUCCGCAACGUGCCGAUCGGCUCCGGCCGCCGCAAGAACCGCCCCGUGCUGCUCCCACCGCCGGCGCCGCAUCACGCUGCCACCGCCACCGCCAGCAGCGCCGACGAUAACGACCACCGCUCGGGCUCGGGGUCUCCUCCGGUGUUCACGUCUGUGUUCACCGCGCCCUACCUCGGCGGCUCCCCCUCCCAGUUCACCACAUCGCCGGCUUACGCCGCCGCCGCCGCCGCUGCCGCCGGCCACCCGGGGACGACGACGGGGCAGUGCUUGUGGCUGGUGGCGACCACAGAUCGUCCUGUUGCAUCGGACCGCGCUUUUCUGAUAUGAUGAUGUGAAAAAUAAAUAAAAAUGAUGUGAUUUUAAUUUGCUUGGUUACUCACGCUCCGAGCUUUUCACGGAUGGAACCGGCGGUUUCGGUGUGGUGGAUAGGGUAGGGUUUGACCUGGUAACAAUUUUGAGUGCAUGCUCGGGCUUUUUUUAGGUGUAGCUGUCAGCUGUGUAAUCCAAGUGUCUGUUCUAACCUUUUCUUUUGACUUUGCAUCAAACUUUUCUGAAGGUUGUUUAAGUCCUUUUUUGGGAACUUUUGUGGGCUUGGGAUGUAAUUUAACUUGACUAGAAACAUGUCUAUGCAUUUCAGUGGGAGUGAGGGGGUGCUGCUAUGGUUAUAUAGUAAUUGACUGGAAACAUCCCUAUGUUGUUAAAUUUUGAUGUUGUUAUGAAGAAUGAAGUGAGCCAGUGAUUGUCUGUCACACACUGACAAUGCAAACUCCAAUUGACGACAGGUCGCGCUCUAGCACGAGCAUGCGACCGUACCCACACAGCCUGUGCCUUCUUGUAUCCUGUCUCUUUUCUUCUCCAUCUCCACUGGGUUUAGAAAAGAGGGUCGUGGGAGGCAGGCAGGCCCGACGUUGGGGACCGGAGAGAUGGCAGUGAGGCAGAGGCGACAGUGACGCCACCGGAGCAGGCGGCUAGACAAGGUUGGAUCAAGGGUGACCAAGGCCAUGGCAAUGGAGGGGGAGGAGGUUGUUGUGAGCGUUGUAGGAUCUUGACAAAGCUCUGAGGCUGCGGGCACAAGGUGGAGCUCCGACGAGACCCUAUUAUGUUGCGACGGGGUGACGCUAGGACUAUGAGUUUGAGGUUUAGGAUUUA